UCCUAGCAGAGUGAGCAGCCAGCAAGCCAAGUAAAGCUCGUUGAAAGAGCAAAAACCCAACAAAUCGCAAAAUCCUAAGCUUCUUAAGGAAAAAAUGCCCAUAAUCUCCUUUCCUUUCUAUGCCAAUGUAAACCUGCCAAUUCAAAGCUGUUCAAUUAGACGACACAAUUGGUUUGUAUAUCAUGGCAUUGGCAGUGGCAGUAGAAGCUUUGAUUUGGGCUUGGGUUGCAGCGAAUCUCAAUUCUUUUGCAACACCCCUAAUUUUGGUGUUGGUGCCAUCAAGAGGGAAGGCCGUCGCAGCGGCCUUAUCAGGGCCGCUGGCUCUGACUAUUAUACCACUUUGAACGUCAGUCCCGGCGCCACUUUGCAAGAGAUUAAGGCGUCUUACAGGAAGCUUGCACGCAAGUAUCAUCCAGAUAUGAACAAGAGUCCUGGAUCAGAAGAGAAGUUCAAAGAGAUUAGUGCUGCAUAUGAGGUCCUAUCAGAUAAUGAGAAACGAUCUUUAUAUGAUCGCCUUGGUGAGGCAGGUUUACAAGGAGGAUAUGAUGGAUCAGGUGGUGCUUCACCAGAGGUUGAUCCAUUUGAAGUGUAUAAUGCAUUCUUUGGCGGUUCAGAUGGUUUCUUUGGUGGAAUGGGUGAACCAGGAGGCUUUAGCUUCGAUUUGAGAAAUAAGGGAAACAACAGUCUUGACAUUCGGUAUGACCUUUAUUUGAACUUUGAGGAAUCCGUGUACGGAGGAGAGCAUGAAAUUAAGAUAUCCUGUCUUGAAACAUGUGAUGAUUGCGGUGGAACAGGUGCUAAAUCUAGUAGUUGCAUAAAAUCAUGCAGUGGUUGUGGGGGUAGAGGAGUGGUCAUGAAAUCUCAAAGGACUCCGUUUGGAAUGGUAUCACAGGUUUCUACUUGCUCAAAAUGUGGUGGCAAUGGCAAGAUAAUCACUGAUAAAUGUCGAAGAUGUGGUGGCAGCUGUAAAGUAAAGGUGAAACGAAGUAUGAGAGUCAUCAUACCGCCUGGUGUUAGUGACGGUUCCACAAUGCGAAUACAAGGAGAGGGCAAUUUUGAUAAGAAAAGGGGAUUAGCUGGUGAUCUCUUCAUAGUCCUCCAUAUACGUGAAAAGCAAGGAAUUUGGAGAGAUGGCCUCAAUCUUUACUCAAAGAUCAAUGUUGACUACACCGAGGCAAUACUCGGGACAGUGGUGAAGGUAGAAACUGUUGAAGGUAUGAAAGAUCUUCAAAUCCCCUGUGGGAUUCAGCCUGGUGAUAAAGUGAAACUCUCACGCCUGGGGAUUCCAGAUGUCAAUAAACCUUCAGUUAGAGGUGACCAUCACUUUAUCGUGAAUGUUCUGAUCCCGAAAGAUAUCAGUAACAAAGAGCGUGCACUUGUUGAGGAAUUGGCUUCACUCAAAUCAUCUAGCAAAAGCUAUCCUUCAUCUGAUGGGAUGAAUGAAGUUAGUGCAUCAAAAGAGUGUGCUUCAAGCAAAAGGGUUAAUGGCGUUUCAUCUUUGUGGAACUCAAUUAAGGCCUUCUUGGGGCAAAGGCAGCCGGGAGAAGGGUUUGCAUCAAUUACUGCAGUCACAUCAGCAUCACUGUGGUCUCGCAGCAAGCCAGAUCUCGUAUUAACAGUUUCAUAUUUUGCGAUUUUCUUAUAUACCUGUAUCUUUACCUGUACUCAUAGGAUAAAAAACGACUUGCGGUUGAGACGAAGGGAACACUCAUCAUAGAAAACUAAAAGAGCACUAAGACGAGAUCUCCAGACAUGAGUAAUUAGAGGAAUCUAACAGGUUCAAAACUUGUAGUAGACAUGCGACUGUUGACAUCGUAUAAAUCACAGGUUCAUAUAAAUGCCAAA
Theobroma cacao (cacao) is the source of this 1845-nucleotide messenger RNA. Its product is annotated as Molecular chaperone Hsp40/DnaJ family protein. Gene Ontology annotation, molecular function: ATP binding; heat shock protein binding. Gene Ontology annotation, cellular component: cytoplasm; chloroplast thylakoid membrane. Gene Ontology annotation, biological process: response to heat; protein refolding. Lineage: Eukaryota; Viridiplantae; Streptophyta; Magnoliopsida; Malvales; Malvaceae. The record is from RefSeq and is a predicted model, not a curated record.